Messenger RNA from Rhodofomes roseus, 321 nucleotides. RefSeq names its product DASH complex subunit Dad3-domain-containing protein. The record is from RefSeq and is a predicted model, not a curated record. The transcript is spliced from 3 exons. The coding region runs from base 1 to 321 and encodes 106 amino acids. Gene Ontology annotation, cellular component: mitotic spindle; DASH complex. Gene Ontology annotation, biological process: attachment of spindle microtubules to kinetochore. NCBI's taxonomy places the organism in Eukaryota, Fungi, Basidiomycota, Agaricomycetes, Polyporales, Fomitopsidaceae.
AUGAACUACUCGAUAUCAGGGAACGAGAUCUUCACGACGAAUCCCUACGCGGACCACUCAAACCUCUCCGAGACGGAAGCAGAGGUCCUCUGGCAAUACGCGAAGCUCUCCCAGAACAUCAAGGAGCUCAUCGUCGAGACGCGUAGACUGAGUGAAGCGCCGGACGAGUCCAUGCUAAGGAGGUUGCGGGCGUUGGAGGUAAAGAUGGGGUUGGUGCUAACGCUUUUCAAGGCCUCCGUAUGGGCCGUCAUCAACGAGCAACCACUGGAGGAGUCACCAUCUUUCACGGACACGACCAUGAACGAACCACGAGAGCAAUGA